AUGGAGUCGAAGGUGAAGACAACGACGUCGUCCUCAUCGUCACUCAUUUUCAAGGCGCCUCGUGAGCUCCGCCGAGUAAAUGAAGGAGCCUUCGAACCACAGAUCACCUCCAUAGGACCUUACCACCAUGGGAAAGAUCAUUUGAAGGCCAUGGAAACAGACAAAGUUGGUUAUUUAAGUAGCCUUCUCCAACGACGUCCUGUUGGCUUGGAAAACUAUAUGGACACCUAUAUGUCCAUAGAACAAGAAUUUCGUAAUUGCUAUGCCAAACAUGAUGAUCCCGCUAUGACCUCUGCAGAGUUCAGGGUGAUUAUGGUCAUCGACGGAUUGUUCGUUGUUCAACUCAUUAGAAAAUUCAUGCAUCCUCAAUUGAGAGAAUCAAACGAUGUCCUGUUCAAGCAGAAUUUGAAUCUAUCUUUUGUGGCACUAGAUUUGUUACUGCUUGAAAAUCAACUUCCUUUGUGUCUAUUGGAAAAGUUCGCUGUCAUGACCGGGCCGGGCGGGGAUACUUUUGCAAGACAGAAUCUAAAUUUCUUCUCCAAAACAGAUUUCCGAUUACGGAUGCUAUUCAUAAGUUCGGCAAUAGAGCUGUCGGAACAAGGAAUCAAGUUCCGGCAAGGUGAGAAAAACUUCUUGUUUGACAUCCAAUUCAAACACGGAACACUGUGUAUUCCAACCCUAAUAGUUGACCACGAUACACAGAAAAUGAUGCGAAACCUCAUUGCAUACGAACAAUUCAAAGAUAAAUCAGGGAGCAUCGUUAUGGAUUAUGCUAUAUUCAUAGAUUGCCUCAUCAACUAUCCCGCAGAUGUUGCUUUGCUAUGCGACUGUGGGGUAAUCGAUAAUUGGCUGGAUAGCAACAAAGAUGUCGCCAGCAUGAUUAACAAGAUCAACGAUUACGUUUACCUAUCCACCGGAAGAUUCUAUUACUCCAACAUAUUCUACGAGGUGAACAAGCAUUGCAGACAACCAUGUAACCUGUGGAAGGUGAAACUGAGGCAGACAUAUUUCAACACCCCCGGAGAUUGGGUUCUUACUUCCAUUGCUGCUGCCACUCUCUUGCUCAUACUUACCAUUCUGCAAACUAUAUUUUCGGUUCUUGCUUAUAUAAAAAAACAAGUAGAUUGUUCAUCUGCAAACUAUAUUAUGUACUUUAAAAUCAAACGAAUCAUGCAUGUACCGAAUUAA
Hibiscus syriacus is the source of this 1188-nucleotide messenger RNA. Its product is annotated as UPF0481 protein At3g47200-like. Bases 1 to 1188 code for a protein of 395 amino acids. The transcript is spliced from 2 exons. The record is from RefSeq and is a predicted model, not a curated record. Lineage: Eukaryota; Viridiplantae; Streptophyta; Magnoliopsida; Malvales; Malvaceae.